AUGGGCAUUUCUCUUUGUAUUAAUGCUGAUUCCAAGCCACCUACCAUCCAAGCUGCUGGUAGAAUUUUGGAUCAUCUCCCAAAGUACAAUAAUAAUUUCCAACCACCAAAUUGUGGUGCAAUGACUAAAGGUCUCGUAAAAUCACAACUUGGUCCAAGCAGAGUGCCAGAGCUCGUCAAUUUAGAUCCGGACAAUCAAAAAAACGAGGAUGGUCGUAUGAUCACACCAAGUCUCUUUGAGACUUUCUUUGCCUACCGCAAAGAUAUCAACAUUGAUAUCCCAUAUAAUUUGACAUUAAAUUAUGACAGUGAUAGAAAUAUCUAUACUUUUGACAGUCAAACAUUUUUCCCAAUUGACAACCAAGGUUGGGAUAAAAUUGACCCAAGCAAUAAGAUCUAUCAAGAUGGAGAUGGAAAUUAUCAUAAUUUCCAUUUCUGUAUGGUCAGUCAUAUGUUCUUCACCUACCAAGGUUAUGAGGUAUUCAACUUCAGAGGUGAUGACGAUGUUUGGGUAUUCAUCAACAGUGAGUUGGCUGUCGAUCUUGGAGGUCUCCACUCUGCAGAGACUGGAAAUGUAAAUCUCCAAACUGGAUUGAAAACUAAAUUGACUAUUGGUAACACCUAUCCAUUGGAUUUCUUCUACUGUGAACGUUGUACCACCACUUCUACUUUGAAACUCGAAACCAAUAUUCAAGUUUUCUGUGCCUCCUAUGACUAUUGUGGUAUUUGCAAUGGUGACGGUUCAUCAUGUUGCAAUGCUGCCGUUGACUGUAAUGAUGGUAAUUCAUGCACCACUGAUAUUUGUCCAAAGCCAAGACCAGGAAUUACCAAACAAAACUUUAAGGAUUAUUGUGAACAUCCACCCAUUACUUGCGCCCAAACCGAUAGUUGUUUCAAGAAUGGAUGUUCCAAUGGAAAAUGUGUCGUUACCAGCGAGCCAUUGGGUUGCCCAACUCAAUCAUGCAAGGACUCCACCUGUUUACCAAAUACUGGUUGCAAAUAUACCCCACACUGUCCAAACACUGACAAAUGCCUUAAUGUCGUUUGUGUCCCAGGUAAUGGUAUUAAACCAGAUUCCUGCUCAAGUACCAAAGUUAAUUGUGACAAGGGUGACUUGUGUACUGAUUACAGUUGUGACUCUGUUAAAGGUUGUAUCUCCAGCCCAAAGAACUGUGCUGCCAACUCUACCGAUACCAACAUGUGUAAUCAACACUAUUGCGAGGCAGGUGUUUGUAAAGUCAGACAACUCCCACCAACUGAGUGCCAAUGUUGCCAAGGUCAAACCGUUAACAAAUGCCAAGUUUCCAAGUGUGAUAGUACCUCCGGUAAAUGUAUUAUUUCAGACAAUCCAUUGAUUGAUGAUGGUGAUAAAUGUACAGUUGAUACCUGUGAUGCCAACGGUGUAAUCACUCACACCAAGAAGGUGUGUUCAGGAUGUCAGUCUUGCGACCAAGCCGAUGGAGUAUGCAAGAAUGCUGAUACCAACUGUGAUGACUUUAACAAAUGUACUAUCGACUCUUGUGUUACCAACUCUACACAAAACGUCUGCCAAUUCAAGCCAACCGAUUGUGACGAUAAGGAUCCAUGCACUGACGAUCUCUGCGAUCCAGUCCAAGGAUGUUUACAUACACCAACCGUAUGUCCAGGUGUUGGUGAUUGUGCAGUCGGUGUCUGUGUUCCAAAUGUUGGUUGCAGUACCAAACCAAGAGACUGCUCCACCGGUGUCUUCUGUACCGAUUCCAUUUGUAUCGAAGGUACAGGUUGUGCCAACUUCACCAGAAACUGUGUUGGUAGUGAUCCAAAGUGCAAGAAAGGUACCUGUAACAUCGAGAAACAAGAGUGUGAGUACUCUGACUACUCACCAAAGCCAUUCGGUUGUAACAAGGCAGCCAUUAUUUCCACUGGUGUCAUUGCUGGUAUUGUAGUUGCCGGUGCAGUUGCACUUGCCAUCAUGGUAUUCGGUGGUAAGAAGGGAUACGACUAUUGGAAGAAUCAUCAAGAACAAAAGAUUUCCAACCUCAACAGUAACCCACUCUACACUGUCAAUCCAAACAGUGGAAACAAUCCAUUGUUCCAAGAAAAUUAA
This is a messenger RNA of Heterostelium album PN500, 2085 nucleotides long. RefSeq names its product PA14 domain-containing protein (gene psiH). Gene Ontology annotation, cellular component: extracellular region. Lineage: Eukaryota; Evosea; Eumycetozoa; Acytosteliales; Acytosteliaceae. Bases 1 to 2085 code for a protein of 694 amino acids. The transcript has 4 exons. The record is from RefSeq and is a predicted model, not a curated record.